Oncorhynchus mykiss (rainbow trout) is the source of this 4662-nucleotide messenger RNA. Lineage: Eukaryota; Metazoa; Chordata; Actinopteri; Salmoniformes; Salmonidae. The record is from RefSeq and is a predicted model, not a curated record.
CUAACCCCUGUACCCUAACCCCUGUACCCUAGCCUCUAACCCCUUUACCCUAGCCCCUUCACCCUAGCCCCUUUACCCUAGCCCCUUUAUCCUACCCCCUUUACCCUAGCCCCGACCCUAUCAUGGCCCACAGAUCCCAGAGUUCGGACUUCGGGGACAACCCCCUGGACCCUAACUUCCUGCCCCCCCACUACAGAGAAGAAUACCGUCUCGCCAUUGAUGCUCUGGUGGAGACAGACCUACAGGGUUACUAUGAGUUCCUUCAGAAAGCAGACGUGGUGGACUUCCUUUGUCAACCGGAGAUGGAACACAUCAAGACCACCGUCCAGACACCCAGCCAGGCCUCCAACGUACCAGAGCUGUCUUACCAUGAGGCAGACGCAGACGGCUCGUCUGACACCUACUGGCCGUUGCACUCUGACACGGCGGCCCCGGGGUUGGACCUGGGCUGGCCCCUCCAGGCACACAGCUUCAUCGGCCCCACAGAGGUCACGACCCUGGUCAACCCCAGCGACCCCGACAUGCCCAGCAUCAAGGAGCAGGCCAGGAGGCUCAUCAAGAACGCACAACAUGUGAUUGCCGUGGUGAUGGACAUGUUUACAGAUGUGGAUCUGUUUGCUGAUUUGCUGGAUGCCACGGCGCGUCACGUCCCCGUCUACAUCCUAUUGGACGAACAGAACGCCCAUCACUUCGUCUCCAUGGUGACUAACUGCAAGAUCAACCUAGACCUUGUCCAUAUGAUGCGUGUGCGGACUGUGGCGGGGAUGACGUAUUUCUGUCGGACAGGGAAGUCAUUUAAAGGACAGGUGAAAGACCGCUUCCUAUUGGCUGACUGCAGGGCCGUGCUCAGCGGAAACUACAGUUUCAUGUGGUCCUAUGAGAAGCUGCAUCGCUGCAUCGCUCAUCUCUUCCUGGGAGAACUAGUCACCACCUUUGACGAGGAGUUCCGCAUCCUGUUCGCCCAAUCACAGCCUCUCACCGUAGACCACGCCCUAGUGCCCGUCUCCUCUGACAGCAGCAGCAGCAGCAGUUACUACGGCAACCAGUUCGGCAUGAAGGGGCCCCUUCGACACCCUCUGGGUUUUCAACGACACACCCCGGAACUUACGGGCUACCCCUUCGGAGGAGGAGGAGAAACUGAGCGUUCUGCAUUCCGUAGGGAUGACCUGUUCCGACAUGCCAUAGAAUCCGGAGGAGGACUGAAUCUUGGGACGUUUGCAGCGUCGCAGCAGUUCAGGAUACAGCAGUCCUUCCUGGAGCAGGGUCGCUCCAUGGUCUCCAGGCAGAUGGAGAUAAGUGCCAGUGACUAUAAGGGCCAAAGCAACGCAGAGGGAACCCAGGAGAGCUACUCCUCGUCCAGACAAUACAUGAAGCACAGAGUCAUCAACAACCAGGAGGAGACAGAGCAGCACUACCACCACAGGGAGCAGAGCCAGUCCAGCCACUACUACCAGGGUGGUGAGGGACCUGGGUUAAUGCCGGGGCUGGGCUCAGGGCUGGGCUCAGGGCUGGGCUCAGGGCUAGGCUCAGGGCUGGGAGGCCAUGGGUCAGGCCAUGGACACUACGACAGGCUGAGGAACAGACCAGCGCUGGACCAGUACUCUGACUCAGGCUACCCUCAUGAGGAACCUCCUGGUCCAGAGGACUACGGCAGAGACUACCUCUCCUCUCAGGACCUGAAACACAACCCGGGACCACCACCGGCAGGGGGGAGGUACGGAGGUGGCAGUGACCACAAGAGGCCGACGGUGGGCCAGCCCUACGUCUGCCAGUCCUCCCCCACCCAUCCCAACCCCCCAGAGAAGCAGCUGUUCCCAGUCCCAGCAGUGGCAGACCAGGACCCCAAAGCCAGACAGGGCCUCCGCAGCUGGAGGAUCAACUCCUACCUCAGCACCUACGAAGACACAGGAGAGGAGGGGCUGCCACAACCUCUGGGCCCUGAUGCUUUCCAAGACCCAGAGUCUGAGGGGAACCCAUACGCCAGUGAGGGGUCUGUAUCCCGCUUUGAAGCGAGAGAGCCUCCGAAUGUCCCCUCCAAGCCUAGACCGGAUAUCCGACCACCACGGUACGGCAAGCCCUUCCUGCCCGAGAGCAGGACCAUAGAGCGGGAGAGAGCGAGAGAGAAAGACCGAGAGAGGGAGGUUGGGGUGGAUGUGGAGAUGCCAUCGUCGAGGGAGGCUUCGGGAGAGGUCGUGCUCUCCAAACACGAGUCGUUCCGGACACGGAUCAACCCGAUGCUCCAGAGAAGCUCCCGGCUGCGCUCCUCCCUCAUCUUCUCCUCCUCCAAGACGGAGACCCACCUGGGAGGCCUGGGCAUGAAGGUGGCCAAUGAGGAGGAUGAGGAAUCCGACAUGCUACACACCACCUCCAUCGUCCAACAGAUCCUGGAGAAGAGAUUUUCCCGGGAACCCUUCGAGUGGCGGAAGAAGGCAGAGGAGAACGAGAGAGAGAAGAAGAAGAAAGACGAAGAGAAAGAGGUUGUGUUGAAAGAGGAGGCUAUGCCCCCCAUAGUCGCCCCAGUAUCGAUAGAGCCCACCCAGCCGUUGAACAUGAAUGACCCUGCCAAUAGACUGCAGUACUUCAAGGAGCUGGCUGCUAAGAGAAACGCAUCCAAAGAGGCCGCGAUGAAAGGACCACUUCAGAAGACACCAGACCUCUCAAACACUACUUCUUCCACCACCUCCUCCUCCAUCACCACCUCUUCCCCCUCCUCCUCCUCUACCACCACCUCCUCCUUCUCCAUCACCACCUCUUCCCCCUCCUCCUCCUCCUCUACCACCACCCCCACCACCUCCUCCUCCACCACCACUUCGUCCACCACCACUUCGUCAACCACCACCACUUCCUCCACCCCCAACCCUUCCCCCACCACCAUCUCAGCCCCCAAAGUCCCCUCUUUCUCUGUGAUUGCUCCAGAGCCUGCCCCGAUGAAACCACAAGUCUCAGCCACACUAGAGCGAACACGCAAACUGUCCAUCACCUCAAGAUUCAAAACCUUUGAGCCUUCUACCACAGUCCAGAGGAAAGAGAGCAGCUCGGAGUCACAGAGGAAAGACAGCAGCUCGGAGUCACAGAGGAAAGACAGCAGCUCAGAGUCACAGAGGAAAGACAGCAGCUCAGAGUCACAGAGGAAAGACAGCAGCUCAGAGUCACAGAGGAAAGACAAGGAGCCCAGUAAGAUUCUGAAGCCUUUCUCUUCUCUGAAGCCGUUCAAGAGCUCCCACCCUCGCCGCGUCUCCUGCGAUGAGGAAACGCUAACAACAGAUGCCACGGACGCGGAGAAGAGCGAGCUGAAGAAAUCUCGCUCCCAAAGCUUGUCCAGUAUGUCUCGCGCUGAGUCCAAGGAGGGAAAGAACCUGGGCUCCAGCACCUCCCUCAACACCCUGGGAGGGGAAGGCAAGGUCGACACCAAGCCCCUGGACUUCCUGAAGAAGCAGACCCAGAAACUCAAAGGCUUCCUGGGACCCAAGGACAAGAAGAGCUCCGGGGGUGUGACAUCGGCGUCCAGCGGAGACAACAAGACGAUGAGAACUGUGGUGGAGAGCUCCGAGGAGUCUGGGGCCGCAGCUUCACGCCUAGGCUCCUCGUCUACUGCCGACGCUAAAGCCACAGACUACGUGACUUCCUCAGACAAUCACAAAAUGACAGGUCCGUCUCGAUACCAGACCUCCAGCGGCUCGGUUCUGUUCAGUAGCAACCUGAGAGAUGACACCAAGGUCAUCCUGGAACAGAUUUCUGCCAAUAGCCAGAAGAACCGUCUGGAGAGAGGAGGAGGAGGAGAGGAGGCCGGAGGGGAGAAGGAGGUAGACAUGGCAGGAGAGAAAGGAGGGUUGGAGAGGAAUCCGUUGCUUGGGAGGAACCGCUUCCUAAGGCCCCAGGGCAACCCUCAGGAGAGAGACAGCCUUCUGAAGAGGAUGGAGAGCAUGAGGAAGGAGAAGAAGGUCUACAGCCGUUUUGAGAUGGGGAAUAACCUGGGAUAACUAAAGAUGGCUGAGGAAGCUAUUGACUGGAAGCUUAGUGUGCGAGGAGGGCUCCCAAACACACACACCAUUCCCAGUUCACCAACAGAUGUGGCAAACGCAUCAUCAGAACCCCCGAAAGAGAGAGAGAACACAAAACACAACAACAGUAGAUAGCUUUGUCAUCAGACUGCAGUCUUCCUGGAUACAGUCAGACACAGUUCUAAAUCUUUUAAAAAACGGACUACAAAAAACACAAGUUGAAACUGUACCCAUAUGUGUGCCAAAGCUGGUCUUCUCUGGUUGGUUAUGUUGCCUUAUAUGGAUUCUAUGGGACAACUCUUCACUAAUUCACUGCAACCCUUCAUCAAACACCUGGAGUGAGAGAGAGAGAGAGUGUGUUCAUGUUUUACUGCAGGAAAGCAACUGAAAACAUGCCCAGCCAUAAACCAUGCCUGUACAGACCUGCAAACUCCCAGUGUGUGUGUGUGUGUGUAAACUGGUAAUGCUGAAAGUAUGUCUGUGGGUUUACACAGCGCCACGUCACUCACCAAACUCAGCACUAUUAUUAACCCGUCUCUGAAGUAGACAGAGGAGAGAGAGGGAGAGAGAGAGAGAGAGAGAGAGAGAGGGAGAGAGAGAGAGAGAAGGAGAUAGAGAGAGAGAGAAGGAGAGAGAGAGAAGGAGAGAGAGGGAGGGAGAG